Histoplasma capsulatum G186AR is the source of this 2613-nucleotide messenger RNA. RefSeq lists its product as uncharacterized. Gene Ontology annotation, molecular function: zinc ion binding; DNA binding; DNA-binding transcription factor activity, RNA polymerase II-specific. Bases 1 to 2613 code for a protein of 870 amino acids. Gene Ontology annotation, biological process: DNA-templated transcription; regulation of DNA-templated transcription. Lineage: Eukaryota; Fungi; Ascomycota; Eurotiomycetes; Onygenales; Ajellomycetaceae. The transcript has 6 exons. The record is from RefSeq and is a predicted model, not a curated record.
AUGGCGGAUGAAACACCUCAUACCAAUGCUAAUACCAGUACAAAUGUCAAUGCCAAUGCUAAUGGCGAAGUUGAUGAGCGCGAUCAUAAUCUCUCGUUGGGUCGACAACAGUCUUCGGACCUGCCUGCGUUGACUUCUACAGGAAGGGCUAUUCAGGCUUGUGAUAGGUGUCGGUUUAAGAAGGUUCGAUGCGAUGGCGCGGUUCCAACUUGUGGGAGAUGUAAAACGGCAGGCCUCGAGUGUCUUACCACGGUCAAACUUAACCGCAAGUCUUACCCAAGAAGCUAUACUGAAUCUAUUGAGGAACGCCUACGACAGCUGGAAGCGGAGGUCCAUAAGCUAAGGGUGGGUAAUGAGAACAAAGAUAAGCGCAUUAAGGAACUGGAAGCGUUGGGUGCGAAUGCAUCUUCUCCGAGGCAAGUUGGUUUUUCGACGACGGCCAAUCGCCCUGAGAGUGUGCCAAAGCUUAGCCCAAGACCACCAACGGACGAACCUCUUUCUCGAGAAGUCGGACGCAUGAAUCUUGAUCGAAGGGGGAUAGGGCGUUUCAUGGGAUCCUCAUCUGGAAUAUUCUUUAUAGGGACCGCUGAGCAACGUCUCGCCAAUAUCCCCAAUCAUUCCGCGAAGAAAAUUGGGGAUUCGCUGCUUAGAGUCGAUGUGGAUGAUCAGACGACCGACUAUCCCAUUCACCAUGUUGUUGACUCUGCGGCGACUUUGACCCCGCUACCUCCCCGCGAAACUGCUGAGCGGUACAUUGAUGUCUGGUUCAAUGCUUGGAGGCACAUCUUUCCCAUUUUGCAUCGCCCGUCGUUCGCGAAUUCACUCCACCAACUCUAUGAUAGCCCUUCUCCUGAACAUGGACGUCCUGUUCUAGGAAUAUUUUAUCUUAUACUGGCGCUUGGCUGCCGCCACCUUUUCCUCACUGGAGAUGCGACCGGAGGAAAUCCCACUGUGAAGAGCAACCAGGAAGAUAUUGAAUAUUACAGCCAGUCAUCUAAAUAUCACAAUGAUAUUUUAGCGUUGAAUAAUCUCACUACCUUGCAGUAUCAAGAACUGCAGACCUUGUGGUUUUUAUACACUGGAAAGCGCAGUCUGGCGUUUCAAGUGACUGGGAGUAUGACUCGCCUCGCGCUUGAACUGGGACUGCAUCGGCACACGAGGCGAUUUCAAUUCGGUCCGUUAGAGACUGAAUUAAGGAAGAGGGUUUUUUGGGUUUGUUAUAUGCUUGAUAAUUUUGUAUCCGCUAUUCAUGGGCUACCGAAAUCCUUUCGUGAUCAGGAUAUCGAUGUCGAGCAUCCCUCAGAUGUCGACGACGAUUUCGUUAACUCAAGCGGCUAUUUACUUUCAUUACCUGGCGAGCCUACUGGGAUGCUGACGUUCGUCUCGCUGAUCGAAGUUGUUCGAAUUCUUUCCAAUACCCUUGAAAUUCUUUACACGACCACUGAUAGAAGGCAAACUGUCACCAAAAUCAAGACGAUAGACAGAUUACUCGACCAGUGGAUCCAUACCCUUCCAGAUCACCUUCAAUUGGACUCAACUCCAUUUUCCCAACCUCCGCCAGCUUUUGGUGAUACUCGUACACUUAUUGAGCCUUCAAUCGCUUUCUUACAUAUAUCAUACCAGUACACUCGUCUUUCCGCUCAUCGGGUUGCGCUCUCGUUCUUUCCAUCGCAACCACACUAUUGCAUCUCGCUUGUGAAAUAUGCCUUUGUGGCGGCUGGUCGAGACGGAGAGAAAGUCCGGUCUGAUAAUUUACGUUGUAUAUCAACGGCUCUUUCAGAUAAUUCCCAGAUAUCAGAUUCAACUUCAUCGCAAACUGACCAGCCCGAGGUAUGGAACCAACCACCUCCGCUGAUUUUACAGCAGCAGCUUCAACAACAUCAGCAGCAGCAACGGCAGCACCGUCAGUCAGUGGACAUCGCACAUACACCCUCGUCAUCAAAUCCAUCACCGUCCCUUACCACUCCUCCUGCACAAUUUCCCCAAUUCCUCCCACAUUCAAUAUAUCCACAUCCGUCCCCAAACAAUCUAUCCACCCCAGAUACUCAAAUACAAAACCCUUCACGACCACAGUUGCAGCCACAACCACCACUCCCACAUCCACAAACAGACAUGCAAUCUCCCGGCCUCUCCCGCCUAGCAAUGUCCGCGACCUCCCCUUCGUUCCUAAACACCUUCGACAUCGAUUUCUCAAGCCCUUUCGCCCACCCCUACGACCGCAUCUCCGAUGCCUUCCCUCCACACCCCGCUCCUGACAACGGUACAAACAGCAACCAGCAUAUCGCCCCUGGCUUGACAUCCUCAACACAUCAUCAAAGCCACCAGCAGCCACAGCAACACCCCCACCCCCACCCGCACCCUCACCCUCAUCAGCGCCAGCAGUCAAUCAGGCACGUCUGGGAUGACCCUGUAUUUAACCUUGCGUCGAUAAUGCGUGUGUCAGAAGCUGGAGACACUGGAAAUGGGAGUACCAACAGUGUUUCAUUUCCUAUGCAGGAUAUUGCGAGCGGAGAGCCGAUUGUGAUUGGGGAUGGUGGUGGAGAUGGGAGUGGGAUAGGAACUGGGGCCGGGAGUGGGGCGCGGAAGAGGGCUAGGGUUGGGUCAUCUAGUUGA